UCUUUGAAAUGAGAUUUACGGUGUUUCUCACAACUUGCCAUGGAGAAAAAUCUAAACCGUAAUUCUGAUAAAGGUCUUAUAGGAGAUACAUGCAAAUCCUGGUCCGAUCUUCCGCUUGAUCUCUUGAAUCUGGUUUUCGAACGCCUCAGCUUUGCUGAUUUCCAACGAGCUAAAUCUGUAUGCUCGUCAUGGCUCUCCUUUUCAAGACAAUGUGUGCCUAAAAAUCACGUCCCGUGGGUGCUUCUCUUCCCCCAAAACAACCAAACCAAUUCUUGCAUGUUGUUCAACCCCGAGGAAAAAGACAAACUCUACAAAACGCAGUUAGAUCUUGGUUUGGAGUUUGCAAAUAGCUCGUGUAUGAAAACCUAUGGAAGUUGGCUCUUGAUGCAAAAUCUCCAGCAAAAUCUCUACAUUGUGAAUCUCUUUACCCACGAGAUGAUUAACCUACCUCCUGUGGAAUCACAGCUUGGAAUGACAAAGGUAGAGCGUCUCUUAGACGGUGAAUUUCGCAUUACAAGUAACAACAGAUUGUACAAUCUAAUGAGCGUACGAUGUCCUGUGUUUUGGAUUGACGAGAAAACAAAAGAUCAUGUAGUUUCAUGGGUACUUAGUAACUUUUGUGUGGUCUAUUCUAAGACAGGAGAUAACUCGUGGAAUCAAAUUCCCCUAACUUUAAGUUGUCUUGACAUGGUUUACAAGGAUCACAAGCUUUACUUGUUAAGUUACUCUGAAAAACUCAAUAUCUUCGACUUUUCUGGAGAAAUUCCCCAACAAAUUGUUGUUAAGGAUACUGUACCUCCUCGAGUAUUUUAUCGACCAUCUAAUCAUUUGGGAUUUAAAUGGAUGAGCAUUGUCGCUACAAGCAUUGUAGUCACAGUAAAAGGAGAUGUCCUCAAGGUUGAAAAAAAGUGGACACCAAGGUUGAGAAGCUGGUCCUUCUGUAUCUUCAAGGUUUAUUCAUCAGGCUUUAAAGAACAUGAACACGUUUAUUCCUUGGGCGACGAGGCAAUGCUUUUGGAUCUAGGUAUCACUGUGCUCGCCAAUGACAAUGAUGGAAUCAGUAGAAAUUCCAUCUAUUUCAGUGAUUGCAAUAACCAAAAUAAUGUCUAUCUCUUCAAUCUCAAGACGUGCAAGGUGGAGAAACUACACAAAUUCGAUUGCUCGUCUGUUCAACUCUCUAGUAAGCGAUGGUUCUUAAUUACCAAGUAAUUCGCAAACACAUGAUUGAUGUCAACUAUGUUCCUCCCUUUGUUUUACUCUUAUUAAUGACUAGUGUUCGGUC
This is a messenger RNA of Raphanus sativus (radish), 1282 nucleotides long. RefSeq names its product probable F-box protein At4g22165. The coding region runs from base 40 to 1209 and encodes 389 amino acids. The record is from RefSeq and is a predicted model, not a curated record. Lineage: Eukaryota; Viridiplantae; Streptophyta; Magnoliopsida; Brassicales; Brassicaceae. Gene Ontology annotation, molecular function: protein binding. The transcript has a single exon.